AAAAAAAAAAUGUAAAAUGAAUUUUCUAUAUUAAAAAAGAAAUUCUUUUGUUUUUGAAAGAAACCUUCCAAAUAAUCGUGUUUUGAAUCGUCAUUUAAGGAAAAAAAUUAUUUUUAUAACAAUUUUCUUCAAUUCUUAUCAGUAUUUUUAUUAACGUCUUAUUAAGCGAAACGGCUUCCAUUUUUAAUAUGGAACAUUUAAUGACUGCUUUUAUGCCGCCUGCUUAUUUAUUGGGUCAUCCAACGGCGACAGCGGCUUUAUCGUCGACAUCGGCCUCUACCUCACCAGCUACAUCACCAAAUGUGUCCCACUGUUCGACAGCACUUAGUAAACCGAAACGUUGGGGUUCUCCACCUAUUAAUAUGGGCGGUCAAUUUAUAAAUCCUGCCACCGGCAAGAAACGUGUUCAGUGCUCGAUAUGUUUGAAAACGUUUUGCGAUAAAGGAGCUCUAAAAAUACAUUUUUCGGCGGUGCACUUGCGUGAGAUGCACAAAUGCACGGUUGAGGGUUGUAAUAUGGUCUUCUCGUCACGGCGUUCGCGGAAUCGUCAUAGCGCAAAUCCGAAUCCCAAAUUGCAUUCACCGCAUAUAAGGCGCAAAAUAUCGCCACAUGAUGGUCGAACGGCUCAACAAUUUCCCGUGUUUCCCUUGCCGCCUGCUGCCUUAAUGACCGGAGCUACCACAAUGCCUGCCUUCCCUGGCCUUAUACCGUCUAAUGCCGCUGGAUUUGUGCCUGCACCUCAUCCUGCUGCCAUGUUUAGUGAAUUCGCUACAACUACGCCAAGUUUUCAGCAUAUGCUUAGCAGUAAUCCAGAGCGUUUGAUUGUCCCCAAUAGACAAUCGACAAUGACUACGCAUUCGAGUGGCACUUCAAAUGCUUCCGAUAACGACGAUGACGAAAGCUAUAUAUUAGAUGUUCAAGGUUCAAAUACUAGUCAAUCGGGGAGCCAUAGCGAUAUGGAUGAUUAUUGUCGUGACAUAAUUGAGGAAGAACAAACCGAUGAGCAUAUUUCGGUUUCGGUUGAAGAGGGGGAACGAGAAGAAGAAGAAGAUGAUGAUGAUGAAGAAGAAGAACGGGACGAAUUAGAAGAUACAAAAACCCUAGUCCAACAACCACAAAGUGACGAUUCUAAUGAACCUUUAGACUUUAGUUUAAAUAAGCGUUCCGCUGAGCUUACCGCAGCGCCUUUAAACGAGAAAUUACCUCUAAAGCCAGUUCACAGCUUUUCAAUGGACAGUCUUUUGGGUAAAAGAAAAAUCGAUUCGUGUGAGAAGGAAAUGUCUUGCGGCACAAUUUCGCCGGUUACAAUAAAAAUGGAAAACGAUAUCGAUGAAUAUGAAAAUUCAACGAUGAGACACAAUUGUCUUGACUUGUCGAUGACGCAACAACAUAUUAAAAAAUCCCAAUUGGAUUUUAUAACAGGACAUCACUCACCUCUCAGCCCCGAACAGCAUCAUUUCAGAUUGUUGCAAUCACAAAUGUUUGCUGCUGCAGCGGCGGCGGCAGCUUGUCAAAAUGAAAAUAAUAAGAAUUCUGUUACGCCUAGUGCUACUCCCAUGUGGAAUUUACUUUCCGAGGUAUAUCGAUCAAUGUUAAUGAAAAACAACAACAAAGCCAAUAAUAAUCAUAAGAAUAAUAAUCAUAAUAAUAAUAAUAAUAAUAAUAAUAGUAAUAGUAAUAGUAACAAUAAUAAUCUGAAAAGUCAACAGCAAUAUAACGAAAUCUCCACAAAUGCUAUCUCAGUUUAAGACCUCAUAUCCUCAGUUUUCUUAGUAUUAGAGAGGCAGGCUGACUUAAGCAAAAAACCCUUGGCUCCUCUAGGUUGUUUGUUGCAUAGUUAUAUAGAUAAACAUUUUAUUUAAAUGAUUAGGUUGUUUAAAAGUUAAAUAA
Glossina fuscipes is the source of this 1890-nucleotide messenger RNA. RefSeq names its product protein disconnected. Gene Ontology annotation, biological process: regulation of DNA-templated transcription. NCBI's taxonomy places the organism in Eukaryota, Metazoa, Arthropoda, Insecta, Diptera, Glossinidae. The record is from RefSeq and is a predicted model, not a curated record. The transcript is spliced from 2 exons. The coding region runs from base 189 to 1748 and encodes 519 amino acids. Gene Ontology annotation, cellular component: nucleus.